Camellia sinensis is the source of this 2962-nucleotide messenger RNA. Lineage: Eukaryota; Viridiplantae; Streptophyta; Magnoliopsida; Ericales; Theaceae. The record is from RefSeq and is a predicted model, not a curated record.
ACAUUCUAAAGGAAAUUGAUGAACCUGCAAUGAUUCCACAUAUAGCUGAAGCCAGCUCCCGCAAGUAUCCUUAUGAAGUCUUAUUUAGGAGCUUGCACAAGCUGCUUAUGGAUACUGCUAGUUCUGAGUAUCUUUUCUGUGAUGAUUUCUUUGGGAAAGAAUCAAUAUUUUAUGAAAUAUUUGCAGGUCCAUUUGUGGUAAUUGAUGAACACUUUAAUUCAAUCCUUCCAAAUUGUUUUGAUGCAAUUGGACUAAUGCUUAUGAUUCGCAUUAUACACCAGCACCAGAUCAUUAUGUCUCGAAGGCGGAUUCCUUGCUUGGAUUCAUAUUUAGAUAAGGUUCAUCUUUGUCUACCUGGAUUCGGUGUGAUUUAAGUUUGCAAUCGGUGUUUUCCUGUAUACCUGAAACUUCUUGGAAUACACCUAUUCGAUACAGUGUUGUGUUGGUUUUGUCCCAUUUUUCUUUUAAAAUGGUACGUUUCGGAGGUACUGGCUGGUACGGAACGAAAUCUACAACGCUGCUAUGGACUCACGCUUCUCCUCUAUGGACCCAUGCAUCUCCUCUGUGUUUGAAGUGUGUCCAAUUCUAAAAUAAUUUGACUCAUUUGGAUGUGGUUUGACAUGUGUCGGAUGGUGUUUGAUGAAUGUGUCAGUGUUUAAAACAAACACGACCAAAGAUGACACCUUAGAAAUGUUGUCCUUGUUAGAUGAUCACGUUUGUUAGGACUUCCUGAUUUAUUUGUUGAAAAAAAAGAGAGUUUUUGGAAAAGGUGGGGAAAGUGGGUCCUUUUUUAUAUUUCUGUUGUGAAAUUUUCAAUUAAUGGGGUAGAUGGUGUUUGAUAACCCAACUUAGCACCUAAACCUGAAUAUAUUAAGUGAAAAUCAAGUCUGUUUGAUAAUCACGAUUCGUUAAUUUUAAGUGACUUGAAAAAUAAAGGGUAAAAGUUAAGAAAAUUUUAAAUAGCAUGAUUCUUACUUAAUGUUGAUUGAUUUUGUAACUGUUUAUGCAUAAGUAUUAGUGUGUAUCGUUAUGACCUCACCACCACUGUCAUCACCACUCUUACACCCCCUACUAUCACCACUACCCCCACCACCACAAUCCUCUACUGCCAUCAUUACGACACCACUCAUGGCUAUUGCCAUUGCCACCACCACUAUCAUCACCUCUCCACCACAACUACUACAACCCUCCACAUCCACCACCGACACUGCUACUAUAGUCACAAACAUCAUUCCACCACCACAAUCACCACUAUGAAUACAACACCACCAACCACCAUCUUCCCUCUACCUCCAAUACACCGCCCCUCCACCAUCAUUGGAACCAUUCUCUCCACCUCCACCACCAUUGCCAUUAGCGCCACAGCAACCACCGCUACCAUUGUUGACACCACCACCACACCACCACAAUGUAAAAAUUAAAAAGAAAAUUUGAAAAUAAUAUAUUUCAAAUUUCAUGUUUUACAUGUUAUACAGCUUGUUUUAGUUCAAUCACUUAAAUUUAUAUCAAACAAGUUUUUAGUUUAAAAAUUCAACAUUUAGUGUUCAGUACUUAAUUUUUAGUUUUUAGUUUUCAGUUUUAUCAAAUACCACCGUAGCUACAUGCUUUUUUGAGUAUAGGGAUUUGAGGCAAAGUGACUCUCUUUGUUCUUUUAUCAUUGUUAUGGAGGUGCUUAUUGGAAUGAUGCGGAGGGUAGUCACUAAUGGCCCUGUUUGCUACAACUAAUUGAAGUUGCUUAUAUACAUUUAUUUUGUGAGGGUGUUUGGUGUAACUUCUUUUUAUAGCGUAUGAGACAAAAAUAGCUUAAAUAAAUUGAAAAAGAGAUCCCCCUCUUUUUCGUGUGUUGAAAGUAGAGCUAAUGGAGCCUAGAAAACCAAGAAUAUUUAAUAAAAGCCGGGUAUGUAGGUCCUGUCACGAUUAUGUAGAAGCUAGAGGAGGAGUGCUUUUAGUAUUUGCUUUUUAAUUAUUAGUUUUCAGCUUGAGAAAAGCUGCUCCAAUGAUCGAUUGACUGCAAUUGAAUUCGGUCAUAGAGGGAGCAUGAUGGUGUCUGUGACACUUAUUAUUUGUGGAUGAUACCAUUAUUUUAUGUGGAGCAUAAGCUAGUAGUUGAGAAUUUUGAGACACGUUUUCCUUUGUUUUAAGUUGAUGCCAGGUCUUCAUAUUAGCUUGCUAAAAGUGAGCUCAUUCUUGUAUGGGAGGUGGUAGAUGUGGAGAUUUUGGUGGCUAAUCUUGGAUGUGAGUAGGGUUUUUGUCUUUAACUUGUUUGGGCUACGAUGGGAUCAUCCUCUAAAGCUAAGAAAGUUUGGAAUGUGGUGGACUGAUGACGUUUUACCAGAUCGCUAUGGUCUUGUUAUGACUUUAGGGGCUUACAGUAGUGGACUGUUGGAUUUUGUCCCCUGCAAGUGUGGUAUGGACACUUAUUUUCCGGAGACCUUUGCGGGACUGUGGGAUGGAGUUGGUGGAGGUGUUUUUUUGGGAUGCUACAAGAGAGCCUGGUUCAGGUAGGGUUGAAGAUAAUUUAGUUGGGAGAGGUUCUACGAGUGGCAUGUUUUUUAUGGCCUCUUUUUAUUGAAACCUUGUUGGGGUUGGGGAUAUGCUUCUUUCCCAUGGAGAGGGAUUCGGAAAUCAAAGGCUCACUCCAAGGUUGGCAUUCUUGCAUGGAAUAGCUGCUCCUGAAGCUUUACUUAACGACUGACGAGGAAGAGAGGAAAAGUCAUGUUGGACUGGUGUUGCUUGUGCAAGAAUGAUGGAGAAAGUGUCAAUCAUCUGCUUCUGCAGUAAUCACUUGUCAGAGAGAUUUGGGGUAUGGUGUACUAUGCUUUUGGAGUUAUAUGGGUGAGGCCUAGUUCAGUUGGGAACAAUUUGCUUCUUGAAGUAGGGGUUAUCAUUGUACUGAUAGGAAGGUUCAAGAGGCUUCUCCAUUAUAUGCCUAAUGUGGUGUUUGUGGAGAGAGAGAAAUAGA